Messenger RNA from Rhizophagus irregularis DAOM 181602=DAOM 197198, 346 nucleotides. The record is from RefSeq and is a predicted model, not a curated record. NCBI's taxonomy places the organism in Eukaryota, Fungi, Glomeromycota, Glomeromycetes, Glomerales, Glomeraceae.
AAAAUAUAUGAAUUUUGAUGGCAUUUUGUGUGGAAAAUGUAACAAAGAAAUUGAUAAUCAGUGUUAUUAUUGUACAGCUUGUUAUAAUAAAGAAACUGAUCUUAUUAAAAAAGGUCUUAUGAAAUUUGAAUCAAAUUUGGAAAUUUUUAAGAAAUCAGAUUAUAACUUAAAUUUGGAAGAAAGAAGAGCAAAGUACAUGAAUUAUGAUGGUAUAUUAUGUGAAAUAUGCUAUAACCAAAUUAGUAAGUGGAAUUACUAUUGUAUACAUUGUUACAAUAAAGAAACUGCUGAUGCUAUUAAAAAAGGUCAUGAAAUUUGGAUCAAAUUUUGAAAUUUUUAAUACAUU